Rhincodon typus (whale shark) is the source of this 1455-nucleotide messenger RNA. It is a transcript of the gene mchr2a, whose product is annotated as melanin concentrating hormone receptor 2a. The record is from RefSeq and is a predicted model, not a curated record. Gene Ontology annotation, cellular component: membrane; neuron projection. Gene Ontology annotation, molecular function: neuropeptide binding; G protein-coupled receptor activity. The transcript has 4 exons. NCBI's taxonomy places the organism in Eukaryota, Metazoa, Chordata, Chondrichthyes, Orectolobiformes, Rhincodontidae. Gene Ontology annotation, biological process: neuropeptide signaling pathway.
CACAAUGAUAAGAAAGUCGCUGUCAAUAAUUGAGCAGACUCAGUGCACGCCCUUUUGACACCAGAUGUACUACGCUGUGCAGACCUAAGGCCCAGAAUUUAUGUACCUAGCUCUUGUUCAUCCAUUCUGUCUGACAAGUUUCAGAACCACGUCGAAAACUAUUAAAAUCAACCUCUGCCUUUGGGCAAUUUCAAUUCUAUUGGCCUUUCCUGCCUGGACACACGCAAAAGUCAUUAAAUUUAAAGAUGGCUUGGAAGGCUGUGCUAUCGAUUUAUCUUCGCCCCAGGAUAUACUUUGGUAUACAUUGUACCACACCUUAACUUCCGUCUUCUUUCCCUUACCACUGAUACUACUUUGUUACAUUUUGAUUUUGUGUUACACAUGGGACAUCUACCAAUAAAACAAGAGAACUGGAAGAUAUAAUGCAACUAUCCCCAGAGCACAGCUCAAACGACUAACGAAGAUGGUCCUGGUGUUAGUGGGUAUUUUUGUGGUGUGUUCAGCACCAUACCAUGUGAUUCAACUAAUAAAUCUCAAAAUUACUCAGCCAACUUCUGCUUAUUACAUUGUUUAUUACACCGCCAUCUGCCUUAGUUACACCAGCAGCAGCAUUAACCCCUUUCUCUACAUACUGAUCAGUGGCAAUUUCCGAAGGAGGCUGGCCAGUUGCACAAAGAUUCCAAUGAAAGUGACUAAACGUGAAAUUAUUAACAUAGAAAGCACACUGAAGCUGAGUUAGUGAAUGAAAAAACUCUUUUAUAAGCAAUAUGUUUGUGUUUUUGAAGUGUUACUGUGUGGGUGAGUACAGUAUUGUCAAUUUCAAUAUCCAAAUCACCAUCUUCAAUAAAAAAAUACGUAUGUUAUACAUAUAUUGUGCUGACGUAUUUAACUUAAUACAACUUGUAAUUUCAUCUUUUUUUUACUUUCAGUAUGCAGUGUAAUAUCUACUGGAUGUAUAAGGUAUCUUACAUCAAUGAAACUGGAUAGUGCACUGUCACAGAACACUUUAGUGACUGCCCUUUCAGUGUGAAUCCAACUAAAAAAGAAUGAGAUUUCACACUUUCAGAGAGUUAGCAAGGACAACAAUUUCAAGGGAAUGUGGGUCUGCAAUGUAAUUCCGAGGUUCAGAUCGCACCUCAGAGGCAGCUAAAAAGAUUGCACUGAUACAAUAGCGAGAGCUUCUCAAAGAUCAAAAUCCAUUGUCAGAAGAAUAAUAAUCAAAGCCCUGAAAGUGCAGCUCUCCUGCACCAUUAGUUGCAAAAGUCUAAUCUCUACUCAAUAAACGUCAACAAUUAGUUUAAUUGAGAUAAGUAGCAUCAGCAGUGUAUAUGUAAAAACAUCGGCAAACAAUUAUAUAGCUCAUAUUGUACCUGCUCAUACGCUUCAAUCUCUUCUAACUGCAAACUACAGCUGUUGGUUUAGAAGGAGCUUUAUUAAUGUGUGUAUUUCUGUAAC